AUGAAUAUAAAUCAAAAUACUCUUUCAAAAAAGAAAUUAGAAAAUGAAAUGUACCAAAGAAAUUCUAAAUCCAUUUUGAACGAUAUUUUAAAAAACUCUAGUCUAAGAUCAGCUUUUUAUGAUUUUUUAAAAUCACAAUUCUGUGUGGAGAACUUGUUAUGUUGGGAAGCUAUCGAAAAAUAUAAGAGUAAAAAUGGAUCUGCAUCCGAAAUGUAUACCAUGGCAGAAGAAAUUUAUAAAAAAUUUAUUAAAGAUAAUUCUAAAUAUGAAAUUAAUAUAUAUAGUAAACAAAAAGAUUUAUUAAAGGAGAAGCUGAAAAAGACAUUUGUAUUGCCAACAACGAUAAACAAGACAGAGACAUUUCCCAAACGAAAGUCAAAAAAGAAAUAUUGGGCGGAUGUUAUAUUACCUGCAUUGAAGAGUUCCACUUCGUACGGAAGUGGCAGUGGUAGUGGUGGCAGUUCAAAUAUAUUUACCAACUCUUCAUCGUCGUCGUCAUCAUCUCCAUCAUCGUCGUCGUCAUCGUCGUCGUCUGGAAAUAUGGCCAGCAAUAUAAAUAGUAGUAAUCAUCUUAGUUUAACAACCAACAACAGUAGUUAUAUAUAUAGUAAUGUCAAUGCGAAUGGCAACGGUAAUACAGGUACCUGCCAAAAUCAAAACAACAACAAUAGUAACUCAAACAGUAUUGUCAGUCCCAAGUUUUUUCACAGUCCACGCGUUUCGAGGUCAGCCAGCGCUUCAAACCCAGCGGCAGCACUACCCAAUGGAACAAGCUCGCCAAAUCCAUCGCCCUAUACAUCGCCAUUUUGCUCUCCCACACACUCACCAACCUCCAACAACAACGCUGCAACAGUGGUUGGCACCAAUGGAACCACCCAGGACAUUGGUGGCAGCAUCACCUACUACUCGACGUCUAGUACCACUGCCAAUGGAAAUGACACCGGUGUCGGUAGCAACGGUUACCAUACCCACAGUUACAGCAGCAGCACUGGUGGUUUCAAUUCGGGCAACCACAGAAAGAGCAUGAUUAUUAAUGGAUCGUCAUCAUUCUCUGGAAGCACAGACGAGUCGACAGCAGAUCAUCUCGAAGUUGACUUUGACGAUCUUUUCAACGACGAUUCCAUCGAUGUAGACGAAGUUAGAUUCGGAAGUCUAAAUAGCAACUAUCUUUUCAACGAUAUACAAGAGGAACUGGAACAAAUGAUGAUAGAGAACUCUUUGGGUGAAUUUUUAAAGUCAAAGAUUUAUCUUGAGAGAUCUCAAGGUAAUUCUUUGCCUUAA
Molecule: messenger RNA, 1281 nt
Organism: Heterostelium album PN500
Lineage: Eukaryota; Evosea; Eumycetozoa; Acytosteliales; Acytosteliaceae
Exons: 3
Coding region: 1-1281 (426 amino acids)
Source: RefSeq, a predicted model, not a curated record